This is a messenger RNA of Salvelinus sp. IW2-2015, 3718 nucleotides long. RefSeq names its product translocation protein SEC62. The record is from RefSeq and is a predicted model, not a curated record. Gene Ontology annotation, cellular component: endoplasmic reticulum membrane; endoplasmic reticulum. Gene Ontology annotation, biological process: post-translational protein targeting to membrane, translocation. NCBI's taxonomy places the organism in Eukaryota, Metazoa, Chordata, Actinopteri, Salmoniformes, Salmonidae.
UUUUGCUCUCGCGAUAUUACCCGUACGUUCUACGUGAUUACACGUCAGACGAGCUGUGUUGGAGAAUCAUGGCGGAGCGCAGGAGGCAUAAGAAACGGAUCCAGGAGGUGAGUGAGCCCACCAAGGAGGAGAAGGCGGUGGCCAAGUACCUCCGCUUCAACUGCCCCACCAAGUCCACCAACAUGAUGGGCCACCGGGUGGACUACUUCAUCGCAUCCAAGGCGGUGGACUGUCUGCUGGACUCCAAGUGGGCAAAGGCCAAGAAGGGAGAGGAGGCCGUGCUCACCACCAGAGACUCUGUGGUGGACUACUGCAACAAGCUGCUGAAGAAGCAAUUCUUCCACCGCGCUCUGAAAGUCAUGAAGAAGAAGCCAGAGAAGGACAUCAAGAAAGACAAGGAGAAAGAAAAAGAGAAGAAGAAGGAUUCCAAGGAUGUAGAGGCUUCAGAUGUAAAGAAGGAGAAAGAGAAGAAGAAGGAUUCCAAGGAUGCAGAGGCGUCAGAUGUAAAGAAGGAGAAGGAGAAAGAGAAGAAGAAGGAUUCCAAGGAUGCAGAGGUGUCAGAUGUAAAGAAGGAGAAGAGUGACGAUAGCCCCGGAACGCCAAAGAAGAAAAAAGACGUGAAGAAGAAAUUCAAACUGGAGCCUCAUGAGGAUCAGCUCUUCUUGGAUGGCAAUGAGGUAUUUGUUUGGAUCUACGACCCAGUCCAUUUUAAAACCUUUGCCAUGGGACUGAUUCUGGUAAUUGCAGUGAUCGCGGCCACUCUCUUCCCGCUGUGGCCGGCUGAGAUGCGUGUGGGUGUGUACUACCUGAGCGUGGCAGCAGGCUGUUUCGUGGCCAGUAUACUGCUGUUGGCUGUCGCUCGCUGCAUCCUGUUCGUGAUCAUCUGGCUGGUGACGGGCGGACGCCACCACUUCUGGUUCCUGCCUAACCUCACGGCUGACGUGGGCUUCAUCGACUCUUUCCGCCCGCUCUACACGCACGAGUACAAGGGCCCGCGGGACUCCAGCAAGAAGAGCCAGGACAAGACUGAGGGCAAGACCAGCGAUGAGAAGGAGGGUGACGGUGAGGAGGAAGAGGAGGAAGGUGAAGGAGACGAGGGCGAGGGCACCGUGCCACAGGGGACGGAAGAAGGCGAGGUGGCGAAGGGGACGGGGACCUUAGUGAGUACCGCUGAGCGCUCUGACACAGACAGCGACCGGCGUGAGGACGAGGGCUCGCAGCACAGCAAUGGAAAUGACUUUGAGAUGAUCACCCGCGAGGAGCUGGAGCAGCACACGGAGGAGGAGGAGGAGGAGGAGGAAGAAGGAGAGGGAGAUGAAGGAGAGCAGGAAGGAGACGGUGAGAGAAAGCCCUUGCCUGUUCAAACAUAAACAUUUUUAUCACUGCCACCUCCUUCUCCUCCACCCUCGUGCUCCUCCAAGGACAACCUCCCACCUCCUCCAGGUCUUGUCAACCUCGCUGAGGAGACCACUCCAUCCAUUGCUCCGAUCUUCCACCAACUAUACAGAUGCCACGUCUGAGUAUCGACACCGGUGUCAAAUGGCUAUAACAUUGGAAAAGAGAAGCCUUAUUGUGCUUCUAAAAUCCCCAGCUUAUUUAAACUGAGAAAUGCAAACUAAACUUAACAGAUGUUUUUGUCUGAGGAAGUUGUCACGUUAGUUCUCCCGAUGUUUUCCCUAUUUUUCGGUACUUACGUUACGACUGUUAUCCCAUAUCAUUCUAGUUAACUCAUCCACUCUGUGUUUACUAUUGCUACAAUGCUUCCCUUGUAUGUCUCGUUUUUGCUGUGAGGCCAAGUCUCUUGUCAAUUUCCACAGACGAGGGAAUUUAAAGAGCUAUGGAAUCGUUGUUUUUACUAGGGGAAAUACUGCCGUCUUGUCUACCUACCCCUCAAAUCCAGACUGUUGUCUUAUGAACAACGUGCGAUUUGUACAAUCAUGGUUAGGCUAAGCCCAGUGUUGUGUCCAGUAGCUGCAAAACACGGUAACAAAAUUGAAAUAGGAACCAAAAUAUACACAUUUUCACCAUUUCCCUACUGAACACAACCUUGUCCUUUGGUCUAUUGUCACCCAACUGGGCCAAGGUCCUGUACUAGCAGUGGCAUUUGGCCCUCUGUACACAGUUCAACUCUUGUUUUUUCUGAGUCUGAUCUCUCCUAGGCAGCCAUCGGACGCUACGAUUGACCAACCGUUGGCUACGCCACUAUAACUAAUGUGGAUGCACCAAAAUCCAUAGUUUAACCCACCCCAAGAAAGACCUCACUUAUUGGGUGUAUUGGCGAAAUAUGUCUGGUGAGAGAACAAAAUAAGAAAAAAUGGCGGCGGCAGAUGAACAGCAUUAACAAUAAACAGCCUUGUGGUUCUUUGCGGUACUUCUUAUUUUCAAUGAGAAAUGUUUGGUUGAUAAUGAUCGGUUCUGCACACACACACUUAAAACCAGAGCUCAUAAGAGUCAUGUUGGACAACAAAAAUAAAACAGGUCAUGUGAGGUGCCGCUUUCUAGAAGAAAUGUGUUGUGGCCACGCACAUGCAGACAGCAAAGAUGGAAUGGAAAACCUGUUUUUAAAGUUUUGUAUUCACCAUGUAGAAUCGGACAUCAAAAUUAAAGUGCCAAACACGUUAAUUGUUGUUACAAUGUAUGCUGUUUUCAUACGGGAAGACAUGUCAAAAGUGUCAGCAAGGGAUUUUGGUACAUUUAUUCAUUUUCGUAACGAUUGUGUCAAAUUCCAAACCUUUUACACCUUAGAAACGCAGCGCAGUAUAGGAGCUAAGACAUUUGUGUGUCGACAUCAAUCCCCUUCUCCAUUUGUGUGUCGACAUCAAUCCCCUUCUCCCUUCAGUUCUAUCUAAGCCAUGCAAAGCAGGCAAUAUGUCCUUAAGCUUACUAUACUCAUUCUACGGUCGCUUGUAAUAGUAUUGUCAGUUCAACUCGGAUGCCCAUACUUUCAUGAUAGCUUUUGUUGUUGCCUUCAUUGGUAUUCUAGUCAUGCUAACUGACAACGAUGGAGACCCAUGUGAAUGCAUGGGGACUCCGUUGGAAACCAAUGUGGUCGAGGUCCAAUUCUCUGUAGUGUUGCAUUAUGGGGGCUGUGGUCCAAUACUCUGUUCGUAAGGUUGCAUUCUUUUUGGCUAGAGUUGUUUUAGAUGCUAGUGAGGACGAUAUUAAAAAUAAAAAAAAUAAAGAUGUCAUUUAUAUAAGGAAUUCUAUAUCAAAUAUAUUUUUAAUUGAUAAAUUAUGAGCCCACUUUGUUCAACUUGAACAGAAUCCUAUUUUUUGGGGUAUCAACUUUUUUAUUUUCAGUGAAAUGUUUAUUUUGCUCAGUUAUACUUUUUUUUACUAUCAUUUUGACCACCAAUAGGCAUAUUGUCAAGAGUGUAUUGUACUCUCAUUAUUGGGGACUCUCACCAGAAAUUUAGAAUAUUUAAUGUGUGGAUAUAUGAUCAGAUGGACUACCUAUUUUUGAUCUAGUUGAUAUUGAUCGAUUUUGUCAUUUAUUUUGUGUAGAGGAAUGUAUAUAGAAAAACUAGCUAUGUGGCUACUUACAGCAAGUCCCACAAACAUGUUUGUUUCUUGCCAUAAGAAUAGUGAAUGAUUAACUUGUGGUUGAGAAACCCGUUGGCAGUGGAUUGCAUAAUAUUUUAUAUUGCUGUUCCACAAUGUUCUGGGAAGAAAGUUCACCCCACUGUGGAAUGGUAGAGCGGAGCUUGUGAGAGCAAGG